GUUUCUGCACGGGACUGAUUAUACAGCGGCUCUGAGGCUGUGUGCUGUAUGGUGACCUUCUCCCUCCGGUUACUGCAGCUUCUGUUAAAUUAGAGUUACACACUAAUAAUAAUAAUUAUACAGAACUCGGGCUGGGAUUAUUAAUAUGGCUCUGCAGAGGAUCUGGGCGAAUAGCGGCGGGUUAUUCAGGUGUCUUCAGGAAGUCGUCUCCCAGAGGUGUUUAGUUGCUGCUUCCUCGUUCCACAUCACACACACUCAGUCCAACUCCAACAGAACCUCUGUAGCUCGCUGUGGACGGCAGAAAUAUGAGCGGAUGUAUCCGGUUCUGCUGGUGCGUCCGGACGGGUCCACCAUUAACAUCAAAUACAAGGAGCCUAAACGAAUAGUGAUGAUGCCGGUAGAUAUCAGCACUCUCUCAGAGGAGGAGAGGAAGGCCCGGAUGAAGAAGAGGGGUCCUAAAAAGACGAAGAAAGUGGAACAGGAAGUAUUUGAAGAUGAAUUUAAAGUAGAUGACUACAGCAAGUUCUGGAAGAAAACGUGAUUGGACUGAAAGUAUUUAUACUGUUUCACAUGUACAGAGCUUUUACAUGGCUGUCAUUUUUGUUUAUCAUCAUGUUAAUAAAAGUUUUUGAAAUCUG
Molecule: messenger RNA, 638 nt
Organism: Astyanax mexicanus (Mexican tetra)
Lineage: Eukaryota; Metazoa; Chordata; Actinopteri; Characiformes; Acestrorhamphidae
Gene: mrpl55
Product: mitochondrial ribosomal protein L55
Exons: 3
Coding region: 146-541 (131 amino acids)
Biological process (GO): translation
Cellular component (GO): mitochondrial large ribosomal subunit
Molecular function (GO): structural constituent of ribosome
Source: RefSeq, a predicted model, not a curated record